AUUAGAGACAAAUUGGCCAGGACAGUCACCUGCAUUGGAAAACUCACCAACUUCACACCUCGUUCUAAUUUUAACUUGCCACCUAAUUCUUCUCAGUCGAAUUUUGUGGCUGUGAUGGUGAGUGGGGCGUUUGCGAAAAAUGAUUACCAUUUGAGAGAGGAUGAUGACGAUUUUGUUGAUCAGGCCAAUGUUAUGGCUGGGCUAGACCAUGCAAAUGUUCUCAAAUUGCUUGGCGUUAGUUUCAAACUCAAGCCAAUGUUCAUAGUUACUGAGUUGUUUUCUUGUAGAAAUUUGAAAGAGGCCUUGUGGAAUAAUGAUGUUGAUCAGAAUGUUUGCAAUCUCUUUUCUAUCUGUUUUCAGAUAACUUCAGCAAUGGCCUACUUGGAAUCACAAAAAUUCAUCAUCAUCCGAAAUCUCUCCGCCAAAAGUUUUGUGAUCAGCAACAAAGCAACCGUCAAACUGAUCAACUUCACAAAAGCAAGAAAAGUAGUAGACGACAGUUACGUAGGUGACACAUCAGAAUCAGUCAACGUCAAGAGAAGCAGUCUGGAAGUUCUAGACGGCUGUAACUAUUCCUCAAAAUCAGACGUCUGGUCAGCUGGUGUGGUCAUGUGGGAAGUUUUCAGUGAGGGCGAAAAGCCCUACAUCGGUUUGUCGCCAGAGUUGAUAAUUCGUUUUGUAUUUCAAGGGGGUCGUUUGAGCAAGCCAGCUCUUUGUCCGUCAGAUUUGUUUGAUGUCAUUCAUAAAUGUUGGCUGCCACAACCGAAAAAUAGACCGUCCUUCCAGCAGUUAAAAUUGAAAUUGGCGGGAAAAUCCAGUGUCUAUUUAUAUCCUCCCCAACCCUUUGAAAAACCAAGUUUUAGCCCGGAUUGUCCGUCAUUCAAGUCUCCGCCCAUAGGCUCUCGAGGCAAAUCCGUUGAUAGAUUAGGAUUAGUGAAUACUCGAGUUAAUGUGAGCGUCAUUAUUAUUUUGGACGCCAUUUUGUUUUUUGGUUUUAUUAAAUGA
Molecule: messenger RNA, 1005 nt
Organism: Helobdella robusta
Lineage: Eukaryota; Metazoa; Annelida; Clitellata; Rhynchobdellida; Glossiphoniidae
Exons: 3
Coding region: 115-1005 (296 amino acids)
Biological process (GO): protein phosphorylation; innate immune response; cell surface receptor protein tyrosine kinase signaling pathway
Cellular component (GO): extrinsic component of cytoplasmic side of plasma membrane
Molecular function (GO): protein kinase activity; ATP binding; signaling receptor binding
Source: RefSeq, a predicted model, not a curated record